GAUCCGAGGAUCAGCUGGAGGCAGCAAUAAACACAAAUCUGCAGCGGAAGAAAAUAGAGGACAGGAGCAAAAAGCUGCAGAUGUUAUGAUCUGAAAACAUCAGUGUAACAUUUUUACACGAAGCCCUUCUUCUAAGAAGAAAGCCUUUUAUUUUUGUAUUAUGGUGUUUUAACUACCUCACUUAAAGGCUAUCUAAAGCUAUGCUUUAAGAAUUGUCGUUUCUACUGUGUGUGAUCUCGUUUACAACUUGAAUAAUAUUGCAAAGGCAGGCCUUUGCUCCAAACCAAGUGAAACCUUACAUUUGCACUACUGAGGCCUGUCCACUCCUUUUCGUCAAAACCGAGAUCCAGCAAAGGGCUUCCAGUGGAAAAAAACAAAAGAUCAGACAACGAAUUAAACAGAACAGCAACAAGUGAUUCUGAAACACAAACGAAACACUCAAAGGCAGCUACAGCUUUUAUUUGGUGGACAUUAAGAAAACAUAAAGCUUCUUAGUCAUCGACACUUGAUAACACGAGCAGUCAUGUUCCAGCGUUUGAGCAACCUGUUGUUUGGCGAAGUAGAGGAGGUGGCUGCUGAGCUGAAGGGACCCAACCCCUGUGUGACGGAAGCCGACGAGGAGGGAUGGAUGAUUGUCAACCUGCCUGCAGAUGCUGAAUGCAUGAUGCAGGCUGCAGAUGAGACUGAAGCCCCACUGACUGUGCAAUCAUUUCCAAACAAUAGUCAAUCAAAUCAUCAAAACACCCACUUGCCUCACAAGCGCCGUAGGACACAUAAAGCUCGGGCACGAGAUGCAGUAGCGUCAUCAGACCCCAUGUCUUCUACUAGCACUAAUCCUUCAGACUUGGGUGCCACUACACCCGUGACCCUACCGAGACGGGCCAGAAUAUCCACGCCCUUGUCCACCCCGUCAAUGUCCCCUGGCUCUAGGAGUGAGUGUGGGAGCAGUGGGGGUAGCAGUAGGGCAGGCUCAGAGAGAGGCUGCAUGGAUGAGAGUUGGUUUGUCACCCCUCCCCCCUGUUUCACUGCAGAGGGAGCCCCAGCAGAGGCCAGUCCAAUGGAGGACCUGCUCAUCGAACACCCCAGCAUGUCCGUCUACGUCUCCCCAAACAAUAUGUCCAUGAUCUCCAACAGCAACUUGUCUGUGGUGGGAGAGGAAAGCAUCACUAGCUUGGCCAGCAGCGUGAGCAGAAUGGCUGAACCAGCUGCUGCCCCUGCUACAUGCACCACUAUGCCCACUAGGGUGAGCCGUGGAGCAGCUGCCCAGGCCGGAGCUCUGGCCAAGGUCACUCAAGUGGCCAGAGUCCAGCGUAGCAAAGCCCGCAUCGAGAGGCGCCAUCUGGGACGCAACCGCAUCCAACGCCAAAAUCGCACCAGGGAGCAGGUUCCUCGUCAUGCAGCCCACGCUAGAAACUCCUUCCUUCACCAGCCCUGCAAGCGUAACUUCUGCCACUAAACUCCUCAGCCAUUAGGCAGCAUUGUUUACUCUGAGGGCAUUAGAAGUCCAUCGCAAGACAUACAAUUAAAUUAAUAUCCCGCAGAAAAUUUGCUUUCAUGCCUUCACAAAAUAUUCUAUUACACACAAAUAUUUUCUGUUCUGUUUAGAUACAGCUCAGUAGUUUUAUAAACCAUUUUCCUGUUGUAAAGUCUAGGUAUAUAAUAGCAAAACCUAAAUCCACUUGUUGUCCAUUGCAGUAUCCAAACAAAUCUGCUAAGUAACAAAAAUGUUCAAAAAAGCAACAAAAACUUGACCUUUAUUUUCUUCCUUUUCCUAUAUAUUUACUUUUCUUUCAGUCUUUCACAUGGCAUGUAUUUCAUUAAUCCCAGAAUAAUUGAAUCCUUGAAAUACUAAAUUUAGAGAUAGGAAUUUUAAAUUAAAGUAACCAAAAAUGCUUCACUCUUCUCAGCGGGACAGGCUUUCUUUGCAGAAGCACUGCAGGGCAGAGAUAGUGUACAUUAAAAGCCUUAAAAGAUAACAAAGCUUUAUAUAUAUUUUAAAUCAGAAAAAGAAGAAAGGACACAUCGUUUAUGAUGAAAGUAAGAGGAAAAUUUCUAGACGUUUGUUUCACAAGAAACAUGGGGUAAUCCAUUUCUUCAUAGGAAACAAGUGUUGUAAGAUUUGCCUUUUUUUGCUUUUCCGAGGGAUUAGAGCAAGUGGAGGAGGGCAAAAGAAUGAGCAAAACAGACUAAAGAAUAAAAGAAACGGCUCUAUAGUUUUAGAGGGAGGUGGCUGAAAUGAAGUGGUCGUGAGUAAGUGAAAUGUAACCCAUUAUACUGGCCUCUCAGCAGGUUUUCUUUAAUUUAUUAGUUGAAUUUUAGACAAUCUUCUGUUGCAUUACAUCAUUGUUUCUCUAGAUAAUAAAAUAGCCUGUUUAUGGAACAUGGGAUUUGGUAGCCAUAAACUUUUUAAUUAUUUUGUGUAAAUAUUAUACAUGAAUCUGAAAUGAAAGGCUGGCUUUUGGGUUACAGGGUACGGCAGGUUUUUGUGGUAUGGUAGUCACAGAGCAAUAUUGAGGGUAACUCUUUAUUUUGUUUUGUUACAGUGAUUUUUGCUCAUUUUGUUGUGAUUUCCAAUAUUAAUUUGUUAUCUCUCUCUCUCUCUGUGAUGUUCCCACCAAAGAAAGCAUGUUCCCGUCAGACAAAGAGAUAGAAGACGGUUAAUAAAAUAACAAAAAAACUAAAGUAAAAAAAAGCUCCCUGUGAUUCAUACACAGCAUGGUGAUCAUUAAGUGUGUGGUCAGAAAACACAAGUAAUGUACCCAGCACACAUCCACCAUGUUCAUCCACCGUGUGUGCUGUGAUCCCACGCUUUCCACCAAAAGAAAGUACAAUCUGUAUACACAUCAGUCCCUGUCACAGACAGUCACUGACUGCCAAAGAGGCAGAGAUGAAGAGAUGUCUCCAUAACCCUUGUAACAUCCAUAUUUUCUCUUCAACUCAUCCAAAAAUGAUCAUGACUACAGAUGUGUAUACUUUUUAUAAAAUGUCUACUCCACCCAUUUCUAUCUUUCUGUCUCUAUCUCAUUAGCACAUCCAUCUCUAACAGUGUCCACUUAAAGAUCUAGCUUACUGAUAUGUAUUCAACAACAAUAGUAAAUAAUGGUGCUGAAGUGUAUACUAAUGUUUGUAAAUUAUCUGAGACAUGGAUGUAAGUUUGCACUGUCAUACAUUUUGUGAGUCAGUUUUAGCAGUGUGCCGUGUGCUCAAUUUUUUUUUUCUUUUGUGAUUUUUUUUCUGUUUGUUUGAUUUAAACUGUGUGUGAGAAGGUGUACUGACACGUUAAAUACUAGAAUAUCUUCAAAAAAAAUGGACAAUAGUCAUUUAUUUCUCUUGUACAUAUUAAAAAAAAAGUUUAUAACACUCUGUUAGAUGUCAAAGCCUCUCAGGACUUGAGUCCACAAAGGCUUGUUGUGUCCAAUGGGACUGAUGAGAAAACUCUCUCUCUGCCUCACCUCUGUGCUCAUUAUCAAAUCAUAAGGGCAUUUCAGUGGCCAAAGUGGUGUCAUUGCCCCAAUUCCAGAAAAACAGCACUAGAGUCAGAGCUGAUGUGCCAUAGGCAAACACUGCCCUCCAGAGGUUCCACGUAGCACAGCUCUCGCUGUAAGGAUGCUGGUGAGGCUACAGUACAUUAACAUGGUUUUUAAAACAGUCUGUACUGGUGUGUUUGUGAGCGUCUAGUCAUUCAGAAUUUUUCUUUUGGAAAUAAAAAGGUCCUGUCUCAUUAUUUAGAUAUUUCCCUUAAAUUACAUACCGCAUUUUGUUUCUUUUCUGCCAAUAAUACUUCGAAUUAUGAAAACUGUCAAUUAAUUUAUUAUUGAUGUAUAUUGAGAGGCUAUAUUUUUCUUUUUUCUCUUGAUUUGUAAAGAUGAUUUAUGUAUCUUGUUGAUUCCACUGAACAGUGCAGAGGAUGAACCUGAGGUGACACACAUAAAUGCAAGUAAUCAUCUCUAUUGACUCCAGAGGUUUACCAUCUGAAGCGAAAGUGAAUUUCUUUCAUAAAGACACAAAAAAGAAAAAAUAUUCUGAAAUGAUGUGUGUGUGAGGAAUGCAAAGAUCACUACAGACACCUCUGCAGCUGUGAACCUGUUCAUUUCCUCUUGUUUUUAUUUCUUAUCCUUCUCAUGAGUGUCAUCGAAAACAGAAACGUUGUUCUCACUAUGUUGUGUGUGUUUACUGAAUGGUGUGGUUUUGGUGUGGGUGUCAUCCAGCACUGGGGAGAGGGAGAGGCCGCUGGGUGUUUCAGCGUUACAUGAUGUAAGAGACGUGGACGGGGAAAGUAUGAGACAGGCAGGAGACAGAUAUAGUUUAUAUAUUUUAAAAAAUGAAAUUAAAUGUAUCAUAAAAAUACAAUACAAUAGAGUAUGCUUGUAUCUUCCCGUAUAGUUAUUAGAACAGUUGUUCACCAAUAGGAUGUUUCAAAGGCGUUGAAUGUCUGGGGAGUUUCUUAUGUUUUAUGUUGUGCCCUGAAACAAAGGCAGCUUAAAAACACUGGGGUUCACCCACAUUACAUCUUAAAUAAUACCACCUCUCCCCCCAUAAAAAUGAAAUAUAUAGACAUGUAAAAUUUGGUGUAUCUGAUAUCUAUGGUGAUUGUGCCUUUCACAAUUUCUGCAUGGUUUUUGUGAUGUACUGAUUUUUUCCAUCCCCCUUAGUGGAUGUGAGUCCACUGACAGGCUAGACCUAUGCAAAAACCAACAGAUGGGUUUUCCAUCAUCCAUUCAGAGAACACAGAUACCCGCCAAAAAGGAAAAAAAAAACAACAACAACAAUAAAUGCUCAGGUUAA
Molecule: messenger RNA, 4785 nt
Organism: Sphaeramia orbicularis (orbiculate cardinalfish)
Lineage: Eukaryota; Metazoa; Chordata; Actinopteri; Kurtiformes; Apogonidae
Gene: tp53inp2b
Product: tumor protein p53 inducible nuclear protein 2b
Exons: 4
Coding region: 524-1456 (310 amino acids)
Biological process (GO): autophagosome assembly; positive regulation of DNA-templated transcription
Cellular component (GO): nucleus; autophagosome
Source: RefSeq, a predicted model, not a curated record